AAAAAGCAGGGCGUUUUGCAUUGGCGGCGUCGUUUUAUGCUUCCGCAGCCUAUGAAACCUAAAAUGAUCAUUUGCCUUCAGAUAAAAGAGAACCAGAGCUGGAAAACCGUUAAAGAAAGCUUGUCUAGCCAUUGACGGGGAUUAGAUAAGGUUAUUGAUUUACUCGUCCAAGGCCUCCGCUCUUAAUCCAGGUAGAGUAUUCUAUCACUGAACUGCUGUUUCAAUUUCCAAACUCAUCUCUUUAUUUAUAAAGUGAGUGGUAGUUCUUGUAAUUCUAUGUAAGACUGCGCACAAUGAACUCUAACCUGACAAAGAGCCAAGUUUUUCCUAUUGUUAUUAGAUUUUCUUCACAAACCAAAUGUAUCCAACAGUUUCAUACCUCAAAAACCCAAUCUUUACCAAUUGGGUCUUGUCCAAAACCCUCACUAAACCGUUCCUUAAUUUGUACCACCCAUAAAGCUCUCCACUUUCACCAUAAGUCCUUAACAAUUAGCAGUGUGGAAAAACCCAGAAGUAUUUUAAGUGGGUUUAGGAUGAGAAGUGCUAUACAGUGUUGUUUUUUGCUAAGAGCUAGAAGCUCAUGGAGUUUGCAUUCGAAAAGAGUUGGUGAAGAAAGGGAUUUAACUAGAGCAGAAAAAUCUUUACCUUGGUUAUCCUCAGAGAAAGUGAAUGAAAAGAAAGGGUCACAUAAAGUGGAAAUUGAGAAGACUAAUGGUCGUUCUUCUUGGGAGGAAUCGUUGGAUAGAUUGAAGAAAGAGAAUAAUCGUUCCUCUUGGGAGGAAAUACCAAAAAGGUCGGAGGUGACAGUAGGAAAAACUGGACAGUCCUCGUGGGAGGAAUCUGGUGAAUCCUUUUUGGGAAAAAAAGGUGCUCAGUCACUGGAUAUUAAAGAGAGUAGACAAAGGAAGGUAGGCAUGAUGAGGGAUCAUCAUAAUGGUAACCAUGGCAGAAGGGAUGAAAGCAAUGAAGAAAAAGGAGUAAGAGAAGAGGAUGAGGUUGUCCAUGAUCCAAGAUGGGAUAAGAUUAAGAGUAGAUUUAGAGGAAUGGUGGAUGUAGAACUUGGGUCUGAGAAACCAGAGUUUCGAAGAUGGAAUAAACAGGAAAGUUGGGGUAGAAAAACAUGGAAAGAGGCUACUGAAUCAACUUUACCUAAGAUGGUUGGUGAAGGGGUUUAUGGGGUGGGUCCUGUUUUGGCUGCAUUGUCAGCUGGAAGAAGAGAGUUCUAUGCUUUGUAUGUCCAAGAAGGAUUAGAUUUGAGUAGUAAUAAUAGGAAAAAGAAAGAUAAGAAAGGGUUUGAAAAAGUGUUUAGGAUGGCUGAAAUACUUGGGUUAAGUGUAAAAGAAGUUUCAAAGCAUGAUCUCAAUAUGGUUGUUGAUAACCGCCCCCAUCAGGGCUUGGUGCUAGAUGCUUCUUCAUUAGAGAUGGUGAAAAUAAAGGAAUUGGAUCCUGUCUCAAAUGACGAAGAGAAAGGUUCUCUUUGGGUAGCUUUAGAUGAGGUUACUGAUCCUCAGAAUUUGGGGGCAAUAAUUAGGUCAGCUUACUUCUUUGGAGCCUCAGGGGUUGUGCUAUGUGCAAAAAAUUCAGCCCCAUUAAGUGGUGUUGUGAGCAAGGCAAGUGCUGGCUCACUUGAACUAAUGGAGCUUAGAUAUUGCAAGAAUAUGAUGCAGUUUUUAGUUUCAUCAACUGAAAAUGGUUGGCGGGUUCUUGGGGGUUCUGUUUCUUCUAAAGCUGUUCCCUUGAAUGAACUUUUGCCAGGUGUACCAACCAUCCUUGUCUUAGGCAGUGAAGGCACUGGCUUGAGGCCUUUAGUAGAGAGAUCAUGCACUCAGUUAGUUAGGAUUCCUGGAAACAUUCCUGUGGACAUAGCAGCCAGAGAGCUCGAUGAUGCUGAACCUGCAGAAGUAGAUUCUGGGAACUCAGGCGAGGAGUUCCGGUCCUUUUUGGCUGUGGAGAGCUUGAAUGUCAGUGUUGCAGCAGGUGUGUUUCUUCACCACUUAAUUGGAAAGAGCCAUGGUAUUAAUUCUUCUACAGAUGGGAAGCCAACUGAUAUGCAUCAAUGAUAUUCCAUGGCUGAUGCAUUGAGCUUGGUGUCUUGUCAUCUUUCAAUACUUAUUUCUGAAAUUUUAUCACCAUAUGUCGGGCUUUCUCUAGAAAAUGUAGGCUGACAAUUCUGACUUUUAUUCUUUUCAGAAGAAAGAUAUGAGAUAAGAGACUUUAUAUUGGUUUUAUGCAGAAAGAUUCAUUUAGAUCAAAAUUUAUGGAUUUGGAAUCAAAUUUCAAUAGUUGAUUAGUUAGACUGUUCAAUCAUUUUGAUGGUCAUUCUUUAGUUUUCAAUAUACAGUACAGUAAUAAUAUUAGUUAGUCAUAUAAGAGUUGGUAUAAUCUUUUUGUAUGCAAGAAGUUUCACAAAUUUGCUUGGUUCAACAAUUUGUUCUAAUUGGUGGAAAACCAAAAUAUGCGUGAAAAUUAGAACCCUUGUAUGAAUCUGAGAUGCUUGACUCUAGAGUAUCAGUUUUAAGAUGCGAGGCUUGGGCUUUCUCUAAAAACAUUUGCUGGAUCAGAUUUUCUUUGCUUUGUUCAAGUUGCAAUUCCUCAAAUACUAAUGUGUUGCAAUGAAGCUAGCAACUUGUUGCUACCUCUUUUCUUUCUUCUUCACAAAAACGGCGGGACAUAUAUCACCAUCGUUAGCUUUACAGGCAUUGAUGUCUAAGAAACUUGCAAUCCUGCUUAAUAUACUUUUGUAACACUUUUUUGUAACACUUUUUUGUAGGUUUUGCAUUAGUUAUAGGUUUAUAAUUGCUCUUUGUUCUAAAGAGUUCAUGGUAUUUGUAUCCAUGUUGUUCAUACUCUUCGUUUUCCCUAAUGUACUCGGAUUCAACACAUAUCUAACAUCGUAGGUACAAUGGUACAGAGAUUCGAUCCUCCAAAUAUAUAAAAAUGGAAAAUUGCUUUGGGAACAUACUCAAAUCUGACACUCAUUAAGAGUCCCAAGUAACAUAGUAUUAUUGUUGUGCGGCUCCCAAAAAGGAGAUUGCAGCAGCCUCCAUGGGUACCUUUUAUUUGCUACAUCUUCACUCUAUCAAAUCCCUAGAGAAACCCCUUUGGCCAUCACUUUGGAAAUUUUCUGGAAAGAUUGAAUGCAUCCUAAGUUAGACAAAUGGAAAUUACUCUUAUCAAAGCGUAACAUCCAUCCAUUUCCAUUCGAAUAGCUGAAGCAGGAGUUUUUGUUUUUGUUUUUUUUGUUGGAAUGGCAAUAACCACUAUUUUGGCAAGAGACACAGUUUAAAAUUAGGCCCUGGUCGUGGAGGUUGGGUUUCAAUUUCAACCUUGCCACUGGGCCGAAGCCUGUUGCUCGAAGCAGGAAAGGUCUGCUACUAGAUAUACGAAGUUGCUAAGGAGCAAACAAAGUAUUGAAAAAUUGAAAUGCAACAAAGGAUAAAUCGGAUCGUUCAUUCAUCCAUUGAGAUAUCAAUUAUCGUACUACAGGAUUAUUCAAUUGUCAUCACCUCCGUUAUCUGCUGCCGUGAUGAUGACAUUUUCCCACAAAUUGGCUUUUUCAUUCACAGCCUGAAAAUUGAAGAAAACCGUUCUUUUAUUGCUACAUGUGGUUUCACAUGGAAAAUUUGAAUAAAACACCGCAGAGAUCUUUUUCCUGAAGGAACCUACCUAAUCCGUUAACUACACUUGGAAAGCAAUGACAGAUUCCGAAAUUUCCUUGGCAAUUUAACGGUCACUGUGGGUGUGGUUUUGUAGUCUUUUUCAAACUGCUGAAUUGCUUGAAAUAUGAUUUUGAAUUGAUUCUAGUUCAGAUAAUAUCAGUGGCACAAGGUUUUGAUUUCAACCUUUUCUUUACCCACUGGACUCCACAAUGGUGGGGCAAAAGGGUUAGUUUCUCCUUUUUAAAGCUUUUUCUCGCAAUGGGAAAAGACAAUAAAAGAGUAAAUGAGUGGAGUUUGAAUCAAUCAAUCCCAAGAUCCCAAUUCUGGAAGGCACGUGAAAACAUGAUAGAAAUGGGCUUUUGCCCGCUCAACACUUUUUGAGGUCAUGUACAUAAAUUCCAGGACAAGAUUGGGUCGGUUUCCUGAAUCUCCAAAAGGGUCAGUCUUUUUUGUACUUGUGAAUGUCUUUUAUGAAAUGGAAUUCCGUUUAAUUAGUCUCCUCAAUUGGGAUUAUUACAAAGAUGAAUUUGCAGCAUUGAAAAAUGAAGGUUAAGACUUGGUUGAUUGACUGAACAAGGCAAAAGACGUCCCUUUGCUCCAAUGGUUUUCCCAUGGUCCAGUCAGUAUGGAUCGGUCCCCUUCUGUAAUGACUUUCCAGAAACC
Durio zibethinus is the source of this 4322-nucleotide messenger RNA. RefSeq lists its product as uncharacterized. NCBI's taxonomy places the organism in Eukaryota, Viridiplantae, Streptophyta, Magnoliopsida, Malvales, Malvaceae. Gene Ontology annotation, biological process: rRNA methylation. Gene Ontology annotation, cellular component: chloroplast. The record is from RefSeq and is a predicted model, not a curated record. Gene Ontology annotation, molecular function: RNA binding; rRNA (guanine) methyltransferase activity.